AUGUCGCUCUCCUCACCUCCCGCGUCCGCGCCGCGGCCUUCUUCUUCUUCGUCAUCGCCAUCAUCGUCCAUCCUCCACCUCUACGCCGAACUCCUGCUGCACAUCCGCACCGUCACCUUCUUCGCCUCGCUCCGCACCGACCACACCGAGCAGACGCGUGCAGAGCUCUCCGCCGACGGCGAGUCCAUCACCCUCACCCACGAGGGCGAGCGCGCGUCCAUCCGCCUGCCCACCCGCGUCGUUGGCGGCGGCAGCGCCGCCCUCACCCUGCCCGCAUCCCCGGCCAAGGAGCUGUCGCUGCGCCUGCAGCUGAAGGAGCGGAGUCCGGGCGGGUUGCUGAAGGGCGGUGCUGGUGGCGGGGAGAAUGUGGUGCCGUGGGAUGCGGGGAGGCUUGCGGAGUGUGGGAGGGUGGAGUGUCGCGGGUGUGGGAGGGAGGUUGUCAAGGUAGGUAAGAGCGGGGAUGACGGAGCUGAGGAGGUGGAGGUGAAGGCAGACGAGGCAGCACCAAGCGAGGAGCGCGGCCGCGGCGUCAAGAAGUGGAUGGAUUUGCCGAAUGAAAAUUGGGCGGAAAUGAUGGACUUUUGGCACUGCCAUAAGCCGCAUGAGCAUCAUCUUCCGGGCCAUACGCACACGCGCGACGGUGUAGGCAAAGAGAAGGGGUAUGCGGCGAGUAAUCGCAUCAUGGCAAAGAAGGGCGUGGGGUACGUUGAUUUGGCAUAUUUGCUCCUCACAGAAGAAGACUGUUUGGGCGUACAGCCUUCAAAGUCUACAUCGCCAUCAGACAGCGCUGCCGAACGCCAGCAAUUGACCUGCUCGUCUUGCAAAACCAUUGUCGGCGUGACAGACCCGCGCGCCGAGGGCUGGCGCAUAUGGAAAUGGAGCAUCGCUGCUACCCCCAAAGAUUCAACGACGAACACGAAGACGUACAGCCUACGCAAGUGGGUGGCCGCUCAACUACUUUACCUCAUCGAGAACCAAGCAGUGCGCAAGUUCACGGUCAUGGCCGAGUCUGGCGUCCUUCCUGGGGAAGAGGUUGAAGGUGGUAGUGAGGCGGUGGCAGCACGCGACCCCAUCAUGAUCUGGGUCUUCACUCCUGAUCUCUCCUUCUCCUCGUCCAUCGCCUCGUCCGACGAUGACAGUAACAGCCACCGCAACGACCCCACCCGCGCUAUGAAGGUGCUGUGGAAACCCGCUCCGGCCCAGAACGGUGAAUCUACGCAGUCCGCCGCUGGACAAGCAUUGGACAGACAGAGCUUGUCGACAGAGGACUUGAGCCUGCCGCUGCCUGCCUUUGACGCGUUGAAGGAGGGGUUGGAGGAGAGCGGAAGGUGGCUGCCGGCUAGCGCGAGGACGUUUCAGGAAUGGAAUGUCGGGCUGCUGGAGAGAUUUGGGGAGGAUGAGGUCCAGUGA
This is a messenger RNA of Lasiodiplodia theobromae, 1410 nucleotides long. RefSeq names its product Ubiquitin-conjugating enzyme e2c-binding protein. Gene Ontology annotation, biological process: protein monoubiquitination; protein autoubiquitination; protein polyubiquitination. Bases 1 to 1410 code for a protein of 469 amino acids. NCBI's taxonomy places the organism in Eukaryota, Fungi, Ascomycota, Dothideomycetes, Botryosphaeriales, Botryosphaeriaceae. The transcript has 2 exons. The record is from RefSeq and is a predicted model, not a curated record. Gene Ontology annotation, cellular component: cytosol; ubiquitin ligase complex; nucleus. Gene Ontology annotation, molecular function: cyclin binding; ubiquitin protein ligase activity; ubiquitin conjugating enzyme binding.